This is a messenger RNA of Mya arenaria, 5303 nucleotides long. Its product is annotated as double-stranded RNA-binding protein Staufen homolog. Bases 110 to 2230 code for a protein of 706 amino acids. The transcript is spliced from 17 exons. NCBI's taxonomy places the organism in Eukaryota, Metazoa, Mollusca, Bivalvia, Myida, Myidae. The record is from RefSeq and is a predicted model, not a curated record.
CUUUUGCUGUGUUGAGUAUCAAUCCUCCAAUGACGCAGAUGAAUAAAAUAAAUCGCCUAUCGGGUGCAGACUAACACUAAUUUGGUGUGUUUGCCUGCAAUUUUCUUUCAUGUUUGCCAAGAUAUCCUCUGAAACGAAACAGCUGAUUACAAAAAGAAAUAUGAAGCCUAUAGUCCCAGUCAACAAAACAAGCGCAGGCACUGGUGUAAAACAAACAUCUACUCCUGCAGUUAAGGCCACCAUUGGGGUGAAACAGCCAACCAAAGUCACUUUUCAAAAGCCAACUCAGUCCCCGAAUGUCAACCUGCAGGGCCAUACUGCGGUGAUGGGAACAUUUAACGUCUCAAAAACAUCAGGCUUGAAUGAUGGCGUCCAAUCAAAAGGCACUUCAGCAAACCCAAGACACUUUGCCUCCUUGGCCAAUCAGAACGGAGCGAGUGGUCAUGUGACUUUGAGCCAGUCACAUGACACUCCCACUGGCACAAUAUUGACCAAUGAGGAUAAGGGAAAUUCAGAGAACUUGGCAAACACAAAAGAGAAAACCCCUAUGUGUCUCAUCAACGAGUUAGCUCGCUUUAAUAGAGUAACACACCAGUACACGCUGGUUGACGAGCAAGGUCCGGCCCACAAGAAGACCUUCUUCGUCAAGCUUCAGAUUGGUGACAAGGAAAACUACUCUGCAUCUGGUCCCAGUAUUAAGAAAGCCCAGCAUGCAGCAGCUGAGAUCGCCCUGGAGAAGACCGAGUUCAAACACCCGCCUCCCAAACCCUCCAGGAAACCAGGGGAAGACUUGGAAGAUUUGGGUCUGGGCAGCUCUAUCACGCCAACGGUAGAGCUCAAUGCCCUGGCCAUGAAGAGGGGGGAGCCAGCGAUCUACCGGAACAUUGAGAACCGAACAAACAUGUACUACCCACACCAUAACUAUGACUUCCGUGGCAUGUACAACCAAAGAUACCAUUACAUGAGACCAGCCAGGUCGUUCUAUGUCUCACUGAAAGUUGGCACUCGGGAAUUUAUUGGGGAAGGCAUCUCGCGGCAGAUGGCUCGGCACAACGCGGCCAAGAAAGCACUGGAGAUUUUACGCCACCUACAGAUUCCUGACGGAAUGGAAAAGCCAACGGCAGGGGGAGAUAAUGUGGAGGAAGAAGUGGAAAACCAAGCUGGGGAAUCUGGGGAGGCGGACGACUCCAAGUCCGAGAUCAGCCUCGUACACGAGAUAGCUCUGCGCCAUAACAUGCCUGUCUCAUUUGACGUGGUUCGAGAGUCUGGUCCACCUCACAUGAAGACGUUUGUGACCCAGUGUAUCGUUGGAUCAUUCGUAACUGAAGCCGAGGGAAACAGCAAGAAACUUUCAAAGAAACGUGGAGCUGAACUUAUGCUUAAGGAGUUAAAGACCCUUCCAACCCUUCCGCCAAACAUACCGAGGCCAAAAAUGAAACCUGUCGUGAACAAGAAGAAGAACAGGAAUCUCAUAAAGCAGAUGCAGAAGGCUGACCCGGCGUAUGGUGUGGGCAUCAACCCCAUCUCCCGGCUUAUACAGAUACAACAGGCACAGAAAAAACGUGAGCCGGUGUACUCCCUCCUGGCCGAGAGGGGCUUACCUAGGCGAAGAGAGUUUGUCAUGCAGGUGCAGGUGGAUGAACAUACAUGUACAGGGGUGGGGCCCAACAAGAAGCUGGCCAAACGUCAUGCUGCUGAGUCCAUGUUACAGAUGCUCGGAUUUAACAAGCCCUCACCACAGCCAGUCAAACCAGCCAUCAAAAUGCAGGGAGAUACUGGCUUGAGUGAGAAAAAGGUGACGUUUUCUGACAGAACUGAAGAAUCAGGCCCAGUGAUGAAUGGCACCAGACAGGCGGUCCCAGGGCUUAUCAUUCUGCCAGAGGGAAACAGGGCCAACUACUCUUCACUCAAAGGUCUACAUUUCUCCAGCCCUGUAUCAAAUGUUUCCCAGUUCACAAACAGGCCUGAACUCAAACUGAGGGAGGCCUGUAUCCGCAAAAACCUGGAAAUCAAGUUUGACGAGUUUGCUGGCUCGAGCACGAAUGAGUACCUAUCACGGCUGAUCAUAGUCUCGAGCCCCCCUCAGACCUUGCAUGGCUCAGGCCCCACCCCCGAGGCUGCUAGAGACCAAGCCUCUCUCCUAGCACUUAAAAUCCUGGGUGAUCCUGGGAAAGAAGAUUCCCCAGGGCCGGUGUCUGCUUCCGGAGACGGGACCCAGACAACGAAGUAGUAGCUUCUCAGAUGAGAUGUAUCGGUGACGGACGUUGAUUACCCACAAUUCUCUGACGAUUACAAGUCUGCAAAUUUGGAACUCAGUGCAAAAGGGUCAUAACUCCAUCUUAAUAUAGAAAGAGCUAUGUCUGUUUUGCACUUAGCCCUGGAAAUGGCGUGGUUGAACGCGAAACAGUCCUAAAUGACAUGAUUGAAAGAUUAACAUAGAACUCUUUCGCUUUCACCCUUCGACUGAUAGUUAUUUUAGGAAGAAAUCUCUAAAUGCUGACUGUGUUUCUUUUUGCCAUCAUAGUUGUAAACAACAUUUGUUUUGUAUAUUUGUUAAUGUUCUGCAUAUUUUGUUUAAAAGUUUAGCAUUGAUUGAUGCACCUUUAAAUUUUCAAUGACACAUUUAGAAUGAUUAAAACAACAUUCUUAAAUUUUGUGAACAUUGUAAAUAUACAUUAUGGCAAUAAGGAAAACAGUUGUCGAACAUGAGUUAAAUACCUGUUCUGUUGUUCGUUUCAUCUUAGUUGUACUAAUGUUAUAACAAAAUAUUAUUUAGUUACAAGGAAUUGGAUCCUGGCAAAUGAUUUCAUUAAAAUGAUAUUGUUGGUAUAAAAUGAAAUGUUUAGUAAGUACUUACCACAGUUGACAAGUUGAUAGUUUGUGUAAUCUACUGGCAACAAUUUCUCCAAACUUCUUAAGUCCCUUAUAACAGGAUUAAGAUAAGCUUUCUAUUUUUGUGUUUCAAAAAUUUGCAUAAUAUUAACAUCUUUCAGAGUUUUUAUACUUAAAUAGGACUUAACUUUAUGAUAAAUACAAUAAACCAUUUUUCAUAUAUCAAAAUUCAAUUUAAGUAUGUAUUUUGGCUAAUUGAAAUAAGCUACUUAAGCCUGUUAAGCUUCGGAAGUUUCCAGAAAUUGGGCCCUGGGGCCUUUUUCAAUAUUAUUUCUCAUCCGUAUCUUUAGACAAGCCUCAGUGAUUCCAUUCAUUUGAUUGGCUGGUUAAUUUUACAAUCCAAUCACAACACUCUGAUUCUAUUCUAAAAUUUAAGUUUAAUCUAAGUUGGUUAUUAAAUAAAGCCCCAGAUUAAACAAGCACUUUUAUUAAAGAUUGAAAUUCAUAGCAUGCAUUUAGCUGUAAACAAUAAAACAAUUUUGUACUCGAUCUUCAAAAUUAGAAUCCCUUAAACCAAUUAGUUUUUAUUUGCAGUAGUGUUUUAAAAAAUAUAUAGUUCUACAAUUCACCGUGUGGUUGUUCUGUAUUAUAAAGCUUUAAUUUUAAUAUCUGUUAGACUCAGUCAUAUUUUGAUGUGAUGAUUGUGUUUUUCUGUUAAUAAUUAUGAUGAUUUCUUAUUUGUGAUUCUACAUUCAUGUAAUGUGUUAGUUAUCAAAAAGUUGAAAGUUGUACCUCUUAUUGCAGUGAGGUUAUAGUUUUCAGUUCUACUUUUUAUAUCCUAUUCUGAAAUUUAAAAUACCAAGAUCAGUUUAACAGAUUUAACUCAUUUGAUUUCAUUUUGGCAUUGUAUUUUGGGUAAUGCUUUCAAUGAUCAUGUGAUUUGUCACCAUAAGUCACAUGAUCACAAGUUCAACAAUGGUAUAUUCUUCACACAUUAAAUUUCUUAGCGCAAUGUUACAGGGUUUUUUUUUCUAAAGAGACUCAAAUUUUUUGUUGGCCAUAUUUAAAAAAAAAAGAAAAGAAAUUAGACUUACUAUUCUUACAACUAUCUGAUAUAAAAUUGAUCUUAAAUUAUUAUCAAUUGAAUGAAGAAAUUCGGAUUUGUGUGAAGAGUAAACACUGUGAGACUUUAGAAUAGUCAAAGUAUUACACUUACAGGUAUUUGUUCCCUGCUUUAAUAAUAAAUACAUGUAUUUGUAAACAGGGGGCCCUGGCUCAUGGGAUAUUUAAGGUAUCUGACUCACAAAUAUGUGACUUUGUAUGCAAGGUGGCCCCAUGUGAUGUGGUAUCAUUUGAAAGUGUUUUGUGUGCACAUAAAGAAAAUACAAAACUAAGGUAACAACCGCAAUUACUCAGCUUUUAAAGAUUUCAAAAUGAUUCCUGUAUGUCCAAUUUCAGUUAUAAAGAACAAAUCAGUUAGUAAGUUGUUUAUUAUAGUGUUAUGCGUACAUAGCGUAACAACAUUUCAUAAUAAAUAGUUUUACAUUUACACCAGGCCCAUUGGGUCUAUACGUCACCUAUAUGUCGGCGGUAUAUGGAGCAUAAGUUCAUAUAAAACAUAAGUUGUAUGUAACAGUGCAGAUAUAGAACAAUCGAGUACUAUUUUACCCAGCAUCAAUGACCGGAAUUAAGACAACAAUAAUCAAUCAAGUAUAGUGCAUUUAUUGCAAAAUGAUACAUUUUAAGUGUCACAUGCAUUGCUUUCAAUGAUUGUGUAAGAAAUAUUAUAAAUAUAUUCAAGCUGUAAUAACUGUAUGAAAUGAUGUACUUUUGUUCAUUUACAUGUAUAUUACAUAUUUAAACUCAGCAAUCAAAUACCCUUCAAAUGAUGCCAACAUCUUAUAGGGUCACCUGGCCUCACAAUUGAACAUUAAGGUCAAUGGGAGCUAUCUGAGAACUGCUAGUAGCUAAUUUGAGGGUCGGAUUCUGUAAAUUAGAUUUUCAUAAUGCUUCAUACAUUAAGUUUCAGGUCAUUCGUUGCUUGUGUAAAAAAAAGUUGGCUCAUAUUUAUUGUCAAAUGCUAUGAUGAUUUCAAACAGGACUUUAAAUAUUGUAUGUGUAUCUUUUGACCUUGGCCUUGACCUGGAUCCUUCUGACUGGGUGAAGGCAGCUUUCUGUGGUGAUAUUUCAGUGUCAUUGUGGACAAUUGAUUGCCAAUCAGUACUUUGUACCAAUAGAAAGCCUUAUUUUACAUUUUCGGACACAACCAUUCUAACAUUCUAAUGUCUACCAUUAACCAAUGUUAACCUGAAAUAUAAUUGUGUGAAGUUUUUUAUGAAGACGUACUUGUUUGAAUGAGCUGGGGCUUACAUUUAAGUUACAGGCAUCGUGCAAUACAUGUGUUAAUCCAUCUUCAUAUAUUAAGUGCUCCAAAACAUUAUGUUGCUUAAAAAAAUAAACAGUUAUCAGAG